AUGAAGUGUGCCUACUGUGAUAACCAAGUUGGGGAUGGUGCUCAGUGCUCAUUAUGUAAGAAUGAAGUUGGUUUCUGCUGUGCUGGUAUAACGGAACAGGGCUAUAGAAAACUCGGUUCAGACCGCAGAACAACAUGGAAGUGCCACAUAUGUAAAAGAGAUGCCUCACCGGCGCGUGCAAAACCAGCUGAUAUUGAGACUGUUUUACAAGAAUUGCGGGAGAUGAAGAAACAAUUGUUAUGCCUCCCCGGUAUGGUGCAAGACGUUAUCGACAUUAAAACUGAGCUGUCGGAGGUCAAGGAAUCAUGUAACUUCAGCAGUGCUAAACUAGAGGAGCAUUCUUCGCGCCUCGUAGAAGUUGAGCGGAAAGUCUCCGAGCUGGAAGCACUACAGGAAAAAGUUGUACUCCAGAGCAAUGAGAUCUCCUUUAUAAAUAAUGAAAUGUCUCGCAACGAUCAACAACAGCGUUUAAAUAAUGUUGAGAUCAAAGGUGUCCCGGUAAAAAAGAAUGAAAACCUCUUUACAAUUCUAAAGGAUAUCGGCACUGUGAUUGGUUACCAAGUUGAGAAAAAUAGUAUCAAUUACAUAUCGAGAGUUCCAAUGCAUAAAUCAAAGGAAAAAUUGAUUAUAGUUAGCUUCACGAACCGGUACAUAAAAGAAGAUUUUAUAGCGUCGGCAAGAUCAAAGAAAAAAAUCUCUGCAGAUGAAAUCGGUUUUAAGGAUAAUAAACAAAGUGUAUUUAUAAACGAUCACUUAACUCCAGAAAAUAAGAAACUCUUGACAACCACUAAAACUACUUUAAAACAAAAAGGUUACCAGUAUGUAUGGGUGAAAUAUUGCAAAAUACACGCUCGCAAAGACGAUACAUCAAACGUUUAUAUUAUUCACUCUGAGCGUGAUUUAAACAAAUUAGUAUAA
Molecule: messenger RNA, 918 nt
Organism: Cydia splendana
Lineage: Eukaryota; Metazoa; Arthropoda; Insecta; Lepidoptera; Tortricidae
Exons: 1
Coding region: 1-918 (305 amino acids)
Source: RefSeq, a predicted model, not a curated record